AUGUUCAUGAACGACAUUGUGUUGUACGGUCCUUAUCACAAUCACGUGAUUGAUUUCUGGCAGAUGCGAAAUGAGGAAAACAUCCAUUUCAUCACAUUCCAGGACAUGAAGAGAGAUCUUCCGUCGGUCAUUGAAAAGACUGCUAAAUUUCUCGGAAAAACUUUGAGCAAGGAGCAAAUCUUGACGCUUGCCGACUAUUUAUCAUUCGACAAAUUCUCCAUCAAUCCUUCAGUUAACAGAGAAAAUGAGGACGAAAGAAUUAGCGCCGCAUUGCAAACGAAGAAGGUUGAUGAUUUUCACUUUAUCAGGAAAGGCAAGUCUGGAUCGUUUCGCGAAGAAAUGCCUGAAGAUCUAAUUGAAAAGUUCAACGAGUGGACAUUGAAAGAGAUCGAGAAAGCUAAAGUCGACCCUGAAAUCCAAAGCAUUUUCCUCGGUGUAUAA
Molecule: messenger RNA, 441 nt
Organism: Phlebotomus argentipes
Lineage: Eukaryota; Metazoa; Arthropoda; Insecta; Diptera; Psychodidae
Product: luciferin sulfotransferase-like
Exons: 2
Coding region: 1-441 (146 amino acids)
Biological process (GO): sulfation
Cellular component (GO): cytoplasm
Molecular function (GO): sulfotransferase activity
Source: RefSeq, a predicted model, not a curated record